GAGGGGGCAAGCUGUGGCCGCUCCUCUUCGCUGGGCGGUUCCAGGCUAAGAGAGAGAGGUUUAGAUCUCCUACAAAACUAUCAGCGCAGACACAAAACAUGGCGCCUGCCUCCGCCGACAACUUCAGAUGAAAGUGUGAGAAGAAGUGGCCUGAAGUUUGACAAGAGGCGUAAAAGAACCAGCCGCCGCUUUUCUCUGCGCGCAAAGUGCUCGUCGAAACGGAAUACACAAAGCGGUGAAACAGCAAGUUGCCUUCAUGUCAACAUAGUCUCCUGUUGCAGCGUAAACAGCUGGUACGCCCAGCCAUGAUCGAGGACAAGGGUCACCGUGUCACCGACUACUUCGUAGUUGCAGGCCUGACUGACGAGUCAACGCCCCUGGAGCAGGAUCUGUCAGAAACCAAGUCCAGUGGGCCCAAAGCACCCAUCACCGACCUGGCUGUCAUCAACAGGUCAGCCGGUGAAACUGUCCCUGAGGGCUUUACCUGUAUCGAGACCACUUAUAGCGGCCAGCCAGCCAACCUCAACCAUGGCAGCCUCAAGAGUCCCGAGCUCUUCCUGUGCUACAAAAGGGGUCGGGGGAAAUCUCCGCUGAUUGACAUCGGUGUGCUGUAUGAGGGUAAGGACCGUCUGAUCCAGGGCUGCGAGGUCAUCCAUGCCACACCGUACGGCCGCUGCGCCAACGUCAACAACAGCUCCGCCACCUCACAGCGCAUCUUCGUCACUCUCCGCCGAGCCCCUCCGGUCCAGCCUCAGUAUUCCCUGGCGGUGACGGACAUCUGUGUGAUCAUCACCAGCAAGGGAGAGACGCCGCCACACACCUUCUGCAAAGUGGACAGGAACCUCAACUGCGGCAUGUGGGGCUCCAAUGUGUUCCUUUGUUACAAGAAAUCAGUAUCUGCGUCCAAUUCUAUAGGCUACACAGCAGGUUUAAUUUUUCGUUACCCAGAAGAGGACUAUGAGUCUUUUCCUUUGUCGAAGUCUGUUCCUCUUUUCUGUUUGCCCAUGGGUGCCAAGAUCGAAUGCUGGGCCCCAAACACCCGUGACCCUUUGCCGGUCUUCUCUACAUUUGUCCUAACAAUUUCUUCUGGUGAAAAGGUUUACGGAUCAGCUAUCCAGUUCUUCGAACCGUACUCUGUCGAUCUUCUGAGUGAGAAGCAGAAGAUCCAGCUGGGUCUACUCACCGUCGUGGACAAGAAGAUGAUCCCCAACCGCUUUGUAAACACCAACAAAUGCAUCUGUCUGCUCUCUCGCUGGCCCUUCUUUGAGUCCUUCCGCAAGUUCCUGAUGUUUAUCUACAAGCUCUCAGUCUCUGGCCCGCACCCACUGCCCAUUGAAAAGCACAUCUCACACUUCAUGCACAACGUGUCGUUUCCUUCCCCUCAAAGGCCCAGAAUCCUUGUCCAGCUCUCAGCACAUGACACUUUGAUACUCUCUCAGCCCGUGUGUACUCCUUUACCCCUCAGUGGGGCAGAUUACGGCACUCUGCUGAUGAAUCUGGGCGCAGAAAACUGUGCCACGCUGCUGCACUUUGUCCUACUGGAGAGCAAGAUCCUGCUGCACUCGCUGAGGCCGGCCGUGCUUACCGGAGUGGCUGAGGCAGUGGUGGCUAUGAUUUUCCCCUUCCAGUGGCAGUGUCCCUACAUCCCCCUGUGCCCGCUGUCUCUGGCAGGCGUCCUCAACGCCCCGUGUCCAUUCAUUGUGGGUGUCGACUCUCGUUACUUUGACCUGUACGACCCUCCGCCAGAUGUUGUCUGUGUGGACCUGGACACCAACACCAUCUAUCUGUCUGAUGAGAAGAAACACAGCAACUGGAAGUACCUCCCAAAGAAGCCCUGCAAGAGUCUGAUUAGCUCUCUGAGCCACUUGCACCACCAGCUGGUCACAGUGGUAGCUUGCCAAGCUCCACAUGAGGACUCUGCUUUGGAUCUGACCCCCAUCGAAGCGGACUUCACGUGGCACAAGAAAAAGAUGUCCCUGGAGAUGGAGAUCCAGGAAGCCUUCCUUCGGUUCAUGGCCUCCAUCCUGAAGGGCUACCGCUCUUACCUCAAACCCAUCACCCAGGCGCCUUCUGAGAAGGCCACGGCUGCAGACUCCCUUUAUGACCUGCAAGGUUUCUUGAAAAGCAGAGACCGCGCCCAUCAGAAGUUUUACUCCCAGCUCACGAAGACCCAGAUAUUCAUCCGUUUCAUUGAGGAGUGCACCUUUGUCAGCGACAAGGACACCGGCCUGGCCUUUUUUGAUGACUGUGUGGAGAAGCUUUUUCUCUCUGAUAAAAUCACCGACAAGGGUACCAAGGUUGAAGGAGAUUCAUCCGAGGACACCAAGCUGCUGGAGCUGGAUGAGUCUCAAAAAAGCGAGCACACAGUCUUCGUAAUGCCUCCAGAACCUCCAGCUGACACCGGAUCUGAACCCGCUCCUCGGUACACCUAUAAAGGCUUCCCCCAGCUGCAGCUGGAUCUGUUUGACCGUCCCAGAGAGUUGCGUCCUGCGCUGAGCACCAGAGCAGCGGGGGCGAGUCUGUCCAGCAGCCCUGCACUGCUGGCUAAGAGAACCAAGCAGGAGGUCAAACAAGCCUACAAGCAGGCUAAGCGUUUCUACACCAACCCGCCGCUGUGGGCGCGAUGCCUGUUCAGCCACUGCUACAGUAUGUGGUUCAUCUGCCUGCCUGCAGGCGUGCGACUGGCCAAGUCUAAGAGCCGAGCCAUGCAGCAGGCCUACAACGUGCUGCUUAAGAUGCGGGCCACAGAGGUGGAGAUACUGGAUGAGGUGUGUUAUAGAGUGGUGAUGCAGCUCUGUGGUGUGUGGGGUCUUCCUGUUAUGGCUGUACGAGUCCUGGUGGAGAUGAAGAAAGCUGGAGUUCAUCCCAACGCCAUCACAUACGGAUACUACAACAAGGCUGUCUUAGAGAGCCCUUGGCCGAGUCGGAACCGCAGUGGUCUCUUCAUGUGGACAAAGUUGCGCAACGUAGUCCGUGGAGUGGCCCAGUUCAAGCAAAUUCAGACCCACACAUCAUCCCAGAUGAAGACCCCCACGAUAACGACCACAGGAGCAUCAGGAGAGGGGUCCGUAGCCACAGAUGCUGAUAAUGUGAGUCACGGAAGCGCUCACAGCUCCAGCGAAGUUAACGGCGAGGAGCCCAAUGAGGACACAGCAGAGAGCUGCAACACGGGAAGACAGUCGGAUCAAGGAUACGGGUCCAAGGAUGAGCUACACCAGGAGCUGGCAGAGCCUUCACCUACAGAUGAGCAUUCAGCAGACCAGAGAAACGCUGAUAAAAUGGACCGUAAUGGAGGCGACAUUGCAGGCUCAGUGAACAGUGCAGUAGCAGUGGUAGAGCCCCCGAGUCCUGUUGAUGUCCAUUCACCUGUCCCCAGUAUUGUUAGGCUGUCCACAGGAAGCUUUGAUGGUGGCAGGGAAACGAAAACAGGACAGCUGUUCCGGAGUCUCAGUAAGAAUGAUAGUGUGUCCCUUCGUGAUCGUGACGACUCGCCGGAAGCCGUAGAUGCAUCUCACCAGUCUCAGCCUCAGCGCCAGAAAGCCUUCUCGGAGCGCAGCUGCAGCUUCAGUGCUGAAACCCGCGCUGGGAUGCUCCUGGAGAAAGGUGUGGACCACAUGGCCAGCCAAAUGGGCGCAGACGCUCGUAUUCUGACCGCAGCGCUCUCUGGAGCUCAGAGUCCACCGCCUCACGGCAAGUCCAAAGCACUUUUUGAAGACCUGGAGGAGGAGGCUGGGGAGGAGAAAAAGCCUUCAAAGGAAGAGGCCCACAGAGAGUCUGAGGAAAGUAAAGCAGAGGAGAAGAAGGUUGCUGAGGUAAACAAGGAGAAACGUGAGCGGAAGCGCACUGAAUCACAUGAGGAGGAGUCUGGAGUCCGAGGAGCUACACUAGAGAGGGCCGAUGUGGAGGUGGGGGCUGACCCGCUCUCCAUCUUGGUGUCAGAGCAUGAAGAGUCUGCUUCUGUUAGCAGUCAAGAUCCGCCGCGCUCUGUGCCUACUGUUGUAUCCCGCAACCUGGCCGAGGAAAUCGAAAUGUACAUGAGUCUGAAGAGUCCACUGGGAUCAAAAUCCUCCAGCAUGGAGCUGCAGCAGGGCAAGGAAGACUCCACUGAUGGCAAUCAGUCCAAACAGCUUCUGGAACGGAGGUCCAGUCUCCCAGUACCUCCUGCCAAAAGUGCAGGCAGCUCGCCAGCCGACACCCCUAAACGCAGCCCGAACACCAUCACUCGCUCCAAGACUUUCGCAGUGAAGACAAAAACCUCUUCGAGCACCACAGCAAGCCCCGCUCCUAAAUCCUCCUCACUAACGGCGCUGGUCAAGUCCUCGCAGGCAGGAUCACUGGGCUCAGUCAUUAACACCAUUUCAGGCAUCAAAAUGGACUCUUUGCUGUCUGGAGCUAAAAUUGAUGUGCUCAAGUCGAGCAUGAAGCAGGCAGCGAACGUGGGCAGUAAAAUGUGGGGGGCCGUGGCAUCAGCUUUCACUUAUUCUGAUGAUGAGGAUGAACAACCUCAGGGUGCAGGCGGCUUCCCAGGACGUCUGGGUGAACAUGUGCUGUCUGCACACGACUUGGAUGAGAGUCCUGAGAAAAGAACCAUCCCUGGUUUGGUAGCUAAUGGUCUAAACCAGAGCAGCACCAGUUUAGGCAGCAGCAGCGGCAGUAGCGAUAGAGGCCGAGGGACACAGCAAACACAUGCAACUCCAGGGCGUGCAGGGAGAGGUCCUGAUUCUGAGCAAAGUUCCUCACAUCACGCCUCCUCCUCGAGCAUCUACCAGAACUGUGCACUGGAGGUGCUGAUGUCCAGCUGCUCCCAGUGCCGCUCUUGUGAGGCCCUGGUGUAUGAUGAGGAGAUCAUGGCAGGUUGGACAGCCGACGACUCCAAUCUGAACACAAACUGUCCGUUCUGCCGAACAGCCUUCCUCCCGUUACUCCACAUAGAGUUUCAUGACCUCCGCACGAUGCCCGAUUUUUAUAUGAAUCCGAGUGCCUCGGGAGAAAGUCUUCACAGCAGCAGUACUCAGCCCACAGCUAGCAGCUUCGCUGAUAUAAAGACCCCAGACCUCAUCACCUUCUCCAAGGAGGAGUCAAAUGAGAAUCCAGACAGUCUCCCUGGUACUCACAAAAGUCUGAUUCCAAAACCAGUCCAGUCAGACCCACUGGGUCUCCUGGAGCACCAGGCAGCAGGGAAACAGGAGAGAUGCACCGGGACUUCACUGACUCGCAGCAACAGUGUUGGAGGUCCCCUGCAGAGCCUGGACUACUCCCUGAGACCUGGACAUGGUGUCUCCACCACCAGCCUGCCCUGCAGCCUGCAAGAAGUGUCGGAUGGUAUAGGCAAAAAACGUCCAAAUCCCAAGCCGGUGUCUGUACCAUACCUCAGCCCUUUAGUCCUGCGCAAGGAGCUGGAGACCCUGUUGGAGAAUGAAGGAGACCAGGUCAUCUACACCCACAAGUUCCUCAGUCAGCAUCCAAUCAUUUUCUGGAACCUGGUGUGGUACUUCCGCCGCCUGGACCUCCCGUCUCACCUGCCUGGCCUCAUCCUCACCUCCGAACACUGCAACAAUGGAGUACAGCUUCCUCUGACGUCACUGUCUCAGGAUAGCAAGCACGUCUUCGUCCAGCUGCUGUGGGACAACAUCAACCUGCAUCAGGAACCUGAAGAACCACUCUAUCUCCUCUGGAGGUCCUUCUUGGAGAAAAAGGGGACUUUGGCUCCAACAGAUCACCAGGAGAUCCGUACCCUCCUCAACACCAUCGUCCGGAGCAUCCAGACCAACGACGUCUACACUCCCAUCAACUUGCUCCUACGGGAGAUCAAACGCCGUCCAGACGGCGUUAAACGACAGAGGAGUAUUUAUAGAGAAAUACUGUUUCUUUCACUGGUGGCCUUGGGACGGGAGAACAUUGACAUAGAGGCCUUCGACAGGGAGUACCGGCAGGCCUACGACCAGCUGAGCCAGGAGCAGCUCGGGUUUCUGCACCGCAUGGAUCACCCGCCCAGCCCCAGCAUCCAGUGGUGUCUUAAAUGUUUCGGGGCCCCCAUCAUCUGAGCACGGCUGCAGCUUGUAGCGUUCUCACUGGUCCUUUUGCAGCAGAGGGUGGAGGGGCAGAAAACAGUGGACCUUUUAAAAGUUCUCCCAUAGCUAAUCAUGGUACUUUAAAGCUGCUGGUCGUCUGCUUUUUCUUGAAUAUUUCCGAGCCGUGCCUUUCAGUCGGAAAUGUCUUUUCCUCCUGAGACAACAUGAGCCUCAUUCCUUAAUAUGUGGUGUUGAGAAACAUUCGUCUAUCGAACAGAAUGUUUUGUCGGCCACCUCUGCAGUCACUUGGUUUGUCUUGUAACGUUUCCCAGAUCAGAUCAGAUCAGAUCAGUGGGAUAUGUCCCAGGGUACAGAACCGGACUGUUCUGUAUGCACUCUUUCUAAACCUGAGAAUAACAUACAUACUGAGUUUCACCAACUGUUUGUACAUUUUUUUUUCAUUCAAGUGAGAAAUCUGAAGCCAGAGUUGCCUCUUCUUUUUAGGUCCUUCCAAGUCUUAACGAAUACUCGAGAUGUUCAAGUGUAAAUAUACAAGCUCAUGUCUGUUUCAGUGACUGAGGCUACGGGCCAUGGCUAAAAUGGACUCGCAACAUUCCAGAUUGCCUUGCGGCAAGAGCAUGUCUUACAUGAGUUCUGAUCUCUGCAACAACACCUAACACACCUGAAAGCGGGAGUGCCACACUACUGAUUUCCAGACAUAAACAAUACAAGCAUGUUAAUGCAAGAAAAGCUAAACAGCAGCUCGGUUUGCUUUUAAUAUCUGCCUUUUUUAGCAGUAGCCUGCUGCUCUCCUUAUGCUAACAGGCCUUGUUGUGAUGGAGCUUACAUCUACUUGGGCUAUUCUUUUUUUUUUUUUUUUUUUUUCUUGCAUCAAACUAAACCUCGUCAGAUGUUUUUAAAAUAAAAAUAUAGUGAUUUUCAGUGGAAAGUGGAAGGAAAAAGAUACGUGGGUUUUUCAACAUAUUUCCAGUUUAAAUUCUUUAAAGUCCUGCAUUUGUAUUCCGCCCUCCUCGAUCAGUACUUUGUAGGAUCACCAAGUCUUUUGGGGUGUGUCUGUACCAGCUUUGCACAUUCAGAGACUGAUUUUUUUCCCCCCGAUUCUUCUUUGUGAACUGCAGCUCUAACCCAGUCCGAUUGGUUGGAGAGCACCACCAAUUCUUAGUUUUCUUUAGGUCUGAUCUUUGACUGGGCCAUUCUAACAGAUGAAUAUGCUUUGAUCUAAACCGUUCCACUGCAGCUCUGGCUGCCUCUAAUGGGUUUUAUCCCAGGAUUGCCCUGCAUUAAAUUCUAUCCAGCUUCCCUCACAGCAUGAUGCAGCCACCACUGUGCUUCACUCUGGGGUGGUGUGAUCAGAGCUAUGUGAAGUUUUCGGCUACUCGUAGCAUUUUGUUUUUGUUACUCUAUUAACUAAAUGGGCAGCUUCUGAAGGGAGAUGGAUUUUGUUUUAUUGGAGAAAAGGGGGCUGAAUACAAAUGCAUGCCACACCUUUCAGAUUUUUAUUUGUACGAACAUUUUGAAACUAUCCUUUUCCUUCCACUUCACAUAUGUACCACUUUGUGUAGGUCUAUCACAUAACAUUUCACAGAAACAGUUCGAUGUUUGUGGUUGUAAGAGGACCACGGUCGAAGGGUUCUGCAUACUUUGCAAGGCGCUGUAGCACACAUAGACUCGGAGUCAUUUUAACAUUAGUCUGUUUUGAAACUAGCUGCAGAAACCAGGCCUUGUUAAAUUCUGCUGAUACUCUGCAAGGGGAAUUUGAAGUGACAUUCCACUAAACACUGAAGCACAAGGUAAACCAGGUUAGUGCUGCAACAACCCGUUGGCGAAUGGGUCGUAGAUUGAGCUAUUUUUAGAUGUAAGUUGGGAGCAUGACUUGUACAGAUGAAAUAAUGUAAAAUAUUCCAUUUGCACUGCAUAGAGUAGGAUCUGGACUUAAUCCAGUGUGACUAUAAGAUUAAGCCACAUUGUAGAGCAAACAAAAAGAAAUUCUCGAUUAUUUAUUUUUGUAUUAUUCACAUUUGGAUUGCAGACGGUUUGGUUAUGUAGAAUUUUUAUAACUAACAGCGUCCUGUUCCCUUUAAAUGGGUCUUAAGGGAUUCCAUCCUGUACUGACUUUGUAAAUUAGAUUUUCUUGGUUGUACAGAGAAGACUUUUUUUUAAAUAAAAGAUGAAUUGAUCUCUUACCAUCCUGUGGAAAUGAGGAAUAGAAAUUAAUAUCUGUCCUUAAAAGCGCUGCAAUAAAUGAGUUUGUGAACUGACUGGAAA
This is a messenger RNA of Girardinichthys multiradiatus, 8297 nucleotides long. RefSeq names its product DENN/MADD domain containing 4C (gene dennd4c). Gene Ontology annotation, molecular function: protein binding. The coding region runs from base 306 to 6044 and encodes 1912 amino acids. Lineage: Eukaryota; Metazoa; Chordata; Actinopteri; Cyprinodontiformes; Goodeidae. Gene Ontology annotation, cellular component: ESCRT I complex; cytoplasmic vesicle. The transcript is spliced from 34 exons. Gene Ontology annotation, biological process: regulation of Rab protein signal transduction. The record is from RefSeq and is a predicted model, not a curated record.